UCCGUGCGCCAUGGGCCCGGAGCCCCCCUGCAAAGCCGGGACCACCCCCUGUGGGCCCCGGGCGCCUCCUGACAGCUGCCCAAGCAGAUAGUAAAUCGGGGAGAGGGGCUGAGACUCUGCCCCCCGCCCCGGGAGUAUCUCGGCCCAAACUGGAAACGCUCUUAAGUAAGGCUGCAGAGUGGGGCCUAGAGGAUUGGGGUGGAGGUUGCUUGGGAGCCAGGACUCCUGGGUUCUCUCCCUGGCUCACGUUCAUAGCUGGGGGAGGGGGGUCGCCCACACCCGGCGAGAGCCAGAGAUCCACGCAGACGGUGCGCAAACCCGCCCCCUACCCCCCAUGCCCAACUCACGCACCUACCCCGCCCCGUUAGCCGCUGCUCGGCCCCGUUAUCCCGCCCUGACGUCAAGAGGCCGCCUCUGGUUUUACCCGGCUGGCGGCUCCGGGCUGAGCCAUCCGCCGCUCGCCCGUGCGCCCCAGUCCCCGUGCGCCCCUGCCCGUGCGCUCCGCUCCCCGUGCGCCCUGGGCGCGCCAUGGCCGCGGCGGUGGAGGCGGGGGGCUUCUUCCUCGGCUCCUUUGGCUGGGCGCUGCUGGGGGUGACGCUGCCCAACAGCUACUGGCGGGUGUCCACGGUGGAGGGCAACGUGAUCACCACCUCCACCCUCUUCGAGAACCUCUGGCAGAGCUGCGCCACGGACUCCACCGGCGUCUACAACUGCUGGGGCUUCCCCUCCAUGCUGGGGGUGACCGGCUACCUGCAGGCCUGCCGAGCCCUGAUGAUCACAGCCCUGCUCUUCGGCUUCCUGGCCAUCGUCUGCAGCGUGGUGGGGAUGAAGUGCACCAAGGUGGCGAACGGGAACCCCGAAGUCAAGGGGAAGAUGGCGGCCGCUGGGGGCUGCAUGUUCAUCCUGGGGGGGCUGUGCGGGAUGGUGGCGCUCUCCUGGUACGCCUUCAACAUCACCCGCGACUUCUUCGACCCCCUCUUCCCCGGCACCAAGUACGAGAUCGGCCCGGCGCUGUACGUGGGCUGGAGCGGGUCCCUGCUGGCCAUCGUCGGGGGCGGCUGCCUCCUGGGGUCCUGCUGCACCCCGUCCUCGCAGGACAAGAGCUUCCACUACGCCCUCCCCAAGGCCGGCCCCAGUCGCCUGCGGAGAGGGUCCGACGCCAGCACCGGCGGGCAAUACGGCAAGAACGCCUACGUCUAGGGGUGGGGACGGGGGGGGGGACACCCGCCGCAAGUCCCCCUCCCCCUCUCCCACCCUGCACCGGACUCCCCGGCGCCUGGCUGAGCCCCAGGAACCGGAGAGGGGCAGGACCGUUUGACGACUUGCCAGGCCAGAAGACUCCGGUCGGUCGCCCAGCCCAGGGCCCGCUCACCCCGGCCACGCCAGGAUCCGAGGGGGCGAGCAGCAGAAGACAAAAAAAAAAAAAAAACCCCAAAAACUCACCCCCCCCACAAUGUCCCUGCUCAUCUGACUUGGGGGGGGGAAGUCCUUCCUGACCCCAAAGCCCGUGAUCGGUUGGACCCGGAGCAUGGGAGCAGCCAGGCAGCUGGAAAGAGGGUUUUCGGGCCAGUGUCUCAUCUGCAGAUGUGGCCCAUCCCAGAUGCCUCAGAGAAAGUUGGGGGGGGGGGGGGCAGGACCAAGAUGCUCCUGGCUCAUUGGGCACAGCGGGAGGUGGAGUGGGGGCUGGGGCGGGAACCUUCCUGACCCUAGCGGCAACCCCGUGAAGCCCUGAAGCAUGAGUCUAGAUUCGCGCUUCCCGGUGCAAAGAGGAAUUUUUCAAUGAGAUUUUUUUUCCCCAUGGGAAAAGGCCGACGCACGGAAAACGAAACUGUUUGGGGAAGGGGUCGGUUCCGCUUCAUUGCCCUGGGUUUUUUUUUUUGGGGGGGGGACAGGGUUUUUUUAAAGAGGGUCAGAAAAUGUCAAAAGGGGGAAGUUCCACGGUUUUGGCUGGAAAGGCCGAUUCUCGUUCAAGUCCAAGCGGAGACAAAACGGGGAGACGCUGGUGUUUUCGAUUAACUCGAUUGGCAACCGCUCGGCUCCGGAACGUGGCUGCGAUUUCCCGGUGGGGACGGGGGCGUGUUGAUCAUUUCCCCCACCAGCUUGAAAACCCGCGGGGGCCCAGCGCUGCCGGCGGACCGGCUUGGAGGGGAGCGGCUCGGUCCCACCGGGAAGCGAGGGCGGCCUUCCCCGCCCCGGUCGCGCGCCGCGGGGCUGGGCCGUUCCAGGAGGCGCAGAGGCGGCUGGAGUCUGCCGCAAAGUCGGCACCGCGCUCUUCGGCCGCCUGGAGUUCGCGGGGGCCGGGGAGAGGCGGACGUGCAGAGCCCGACUUUCCCGCCUGUUUUGUACAAAAUAAAGGUGUUUGAACGCAAAGGCCCAGUGUUCCCUGGGGGGGGGAGGCCGGAGCCCCAGCUGGUGAAUACGGUGGGGGGCUACGGUAACCCGGGACUGCUGGGGGAGCAAUGACAGGGCUGCGGCUUGGAGCUGGGGCACGGGGAUGAGUAAGGCACGGGCCCCGGCUGAUUUGCGGGAGCGCCAGCCCCUGGGUAGAAUGGGGGGGGGGGGACUGUGGUCCUGCCCCCUGGCCCAGUGCUGGUACGAGCUGCCCAGGGAGCUCCAGCUCACAUGCCUGGCCCCCCCAGGCCAGUGGAGAGUGCGGGGCUCCCCGGGUAGCUCUUACCAGGGCCUGGCUCCUGGCCUGGCCAGGGGGGGGGUCUGGGGGGGGGGGGAAGAGGAGGAGCAGGAGGUGGGACCCCAAAUGUUCUUUGUGCCCAGGGCUCUGCUCAUGCCCUAAAUGCCAGAGGUCCCCCCGGCCCCGUUUGCAGAUCUUGGUCAGGGCCUCUAACCCCGUACUUGGGAGGGGGGCAGGCCUGUUUCAUGCCAACGACUAACUCCAAGGCCUAACACACAGGUGGGAGAAAAGUUCUCGGCGUUAAAGAGCUACCCUUCCCCCUGGGCCAGGCAGAGCCAGAAAGUCACAACCAGCAUCACACCUCCCCACCCCCUUGCAGGAAAAAGACACCAGAGCCUGGAGGCUACUAAGAUUACCAAAGUUAACCCUUUCAGGCCUCCAUAAAGAAGCAAACCUCCGUUCCUCCUCUUUCAUCCCAGCUCGAGCAGGCCUGAGCCCAAAGAGGGAAAGGGAAAAUGGGACCCUGUUUGCAAUAUGAACUUUAAUCCCAACCUCGGGGGCGGCGCCUGCCACCCCUUGCCCGUGCAAUGAUUACAACCCACUCCUGAAACGAAAUCAAUGUUAAAAAUCGUAUCUCUAAAAGAGCCAACGGGGGAGAAAAUGAAUCCAGGUCAGUUAUAAAACGUCAGCGGGACCGACUGCACCGUUACCAGCCAGAGGGGGGCGGGAGCAAGCAGCACGGAGGGUGGGAAUGAUCGUUAACCAAAUUAAAU
This is a messenger RNA of Caretta caretta (loggerhead turtle), 3402 nucleotides long. RefSeq names its product claudin 15 (gene CLDN15). Gene Ontology annotation, cellular component: membrane; bicellular tight junction. NCBI's taxonomy places the organism in Eukaryota, Metazoa, Chordata, Testudines, Cheloniidae. The record is from RefSeq and is a predicted model, not a curated record. Gene Ontology annotation, molecular function: structural molecule activity.